Parnassius mnemosyne (clouded apollo) is the source of this 4382-nucleotide messenger RNA. The record is from the annotation of a GenBank genome assembly. Lineage: Eukaryota; Metazoa; Arthropoda; Insecta; Lepidoptera; Papilionidae.
GCCCACGUGCUACUGAAAUGUCCGGAGGUCGCUACAUACAGGGCUAAACAUCUCGGCACGCCGGGAUCACUCCCCGAAGUUGCAUGCAACAUCAAGGGCCUGUUGAGCUUCUUCGGAGAGAUCUCAUGGCUCGAAUAAUCACAUUAUUCCUGCCCACACGCAAAAUACGCGCAUAGACGUGGAGUUGCGGAAAACAGCCCGUCGUAAACUAAACUAAACUAAACUAAACCUCUGAGCUACCACGGUUCUCGUAUUUGAUGAGAUUUUUCAUACUAAUUUAUAUUUUUAUUGAUAUCAGGGCAUCAUAGACGCAUAACACUGCUGUGAUUUGUAUGAUAAGUGAGAGAGCCGUGAUGUGUGCUGUCAUCCCUGAGUACUAAGAAGGAAUGGCUUGUAGGCUUAUUCGAUUUCAAUUCUAUAUCGAUAUUCAGUUUUAAAGUAUCGAAUUCGUAUCAAUUUCGAUAUAUUUUAAAAUUUUGUGUUAAUUGACAAAGCAACAAAAGCAGCUACAAAAGCAUUAAUAUGCGGUUUUCGUUUUUUCGUCAUCCAACCGUCAGUAAAAAAUUUUGGACCUUAUCCCAGAAAUUAUGACGAUAUAUCGAUAUUUAUCACGGAAUAUAUAUCGGUACUGUUUAAAAUAUCGAUAUAAAAUAUAUCGAUAUAUUUUUGCACUUGCCCAUCCCUAGUGGCUUGUUACUAGAAAAAAAACCUUUUGAUAUAAAUUAAAUGCCGACUUCAAAGAACUAAAAGGAAUUAUAAAAAACACGUUACGAAGACGGUGUUAAGGCAUAGUGUAAAGAAUAAAUAAAGGUCUGAUUUAUUAAAAUUAUAAAAUUAUUUUAUUGUUUUGAUUAUGCAUUGCAUUAGAAACCAAAUAGCCAGCAAAACACAUGCCCGAAUUGCUCAAAUGCCGCAUUACUAACGCUAGCAUGGAAAGUCGCACGCCUAGACAGCGUGUCUAUCGUCAACGAAUGACGCUUGACGCGAAAAUCAGAAGUCCACUUUAACUGUCCCGAGUGACUAAACUGGACAUAUCAUUAUGUAUAGCUUAGUCACUCAGGACAGUUAAAGUGGACACUAUUGUCAGGCUCAAAUCAUAAUAUUUUUGCAUACACGAUAUUUCAAAAAUUUCAAGUCCAUUAAUUGGAAGUAAAGUAGAAAUGAGUUGGGGGGUAACUCGAACUUUAGGUCUAGUCAGUUUGAAUAGCCUAUCAUGUAGAGGAUGUCAUGGAGGUCAUGGUUGAAUAGGGGCAAAAAUUUCUCAUUACACUCCUAGGGGGUCAAAAUGGCCAAAAACCAAAAAGUUUAAAUUCAUAUUUUGGCUAUAACUCCGCUUCCUUCGGAGGUUCUUACACAGUCUUUACUUCCCGCAUCUCACUUGUUAACGAUAUAUUAAGGUGAUGCAGGCGUAAGAGAAUCAUCACCUCUGGUAUGGUAUGGUAUGGUAUUACACCUCGUACAGUACACACCUCGAACGAGAUUAGGGUUGCCACCCGUACUAUAAUAUAUAGUAUCGUACUAUAUUUCAGUCAAUUGUACUAUAUAUUAUUGAAAAAUAAUAAAUACUGUAAUAUAAAAAUACAAAUAUAAUCAAUACAAUAAAUCAACUACCGCGAUUUUUUAUAUAAACUGUGACUCGAAGUCUAGCACAAGUAUGUUUUACGGAAAAAAUAUUCCGUCAUGAAUGUAAAAUGGAAAGAAGAAGGAAAUAGAGCAUGUAUUAAUUUUAUUAAAAAUGUUAGUUUUUUUUAAUAGUCAUCUAAGUUGCUCAAAUUCCUAUUGUUAUUUUAAAGAUAAUAGACCAUUGAUAUCCAAAGCGAAGAGCAAUAACAAAUAUAUAUGGAAAUAUACCUAAAAAUUAACAUGUGUACUUUUUUCCUGAAUUUUUUAAAAGUGCUAUAUUUAUUGUGCUUUUCAAUUUGCAUUGAUCAAAAAGAAAUUGGCAACCCUAUACGAGACGCAAAAUGUUGGGCUUUACUGUCGACUUCACAAGGUCACCCUACCAUUCUCAUUAAAUUCGGUAAAUUAUUUUUUUACCCCACUAAUACGCGAGGAAAACACAUUAAUAUUUAGAGUAAACACGAAAAAACAAAACUGUUGCUUUAAUUUAAGUUUAUUUUGUGAAUGCCAGAAACAUGGCGUCCGAAUGUAGGCAAAAACCAUUCCGGUUACAUCAAUUGUAAAAUACUCCAACCCUAGUAUAUAUACAACUCUAGUAUAUAUACAGUAAUCUAUGCUCCAACCGGCGGCGGGAAGCGUCAAAGAAGGUGCGAGAGAGAGAGAGAGAAAGAGUAAAAUAAAAUAAUGAUAAGCUGCGAUUGUUUAAAUCCGCCGGCAUAACGUAGAGUAUGGCAAAUCCUUUUAAAUGGAAUAGGCCCACGUCCAGCAGUGGAAUUUUACGGACUAAUGAUACGGUCUAUUUUAUAGCGUUCCUGUUGGUGUUAGAAGCAAUAGCUUUUCAUUGGCACCAAAGUCACAUGUACGUAGGCUCCCAGAUACAUAAACAGAAAUGCGUCUGCAAUUCGGUAUAAGCGAGAAGAGGAACCAGAGUGCAGUUACAACGAAUGGCGAUGUAACGACGGUCUUUGCGUCAGAAUAAACAGCGAUUGUGACGGUAUAAUCGACUGUUACGACGGCAGUGAUGAGACAUUCGAGCUUUGUAGAAAUCGUGAGUGCGACCCGUUCACCUUUCGUUGCAAUUACGGUGCCUGCAUCGACGAGUCCGCCACAUGCAACAACAAGCAGCAGUGUCCAGAUGAGUCCGAUGAGUUGCUGCCCAGGUGUCGCGGUGAAAACAUCAUAGAAGGCGAGAAAAUGAAAUGUCGAGAUGGCCAAAUGAUACCUAAAGAACAGCGUUGCGAUGGUAUAGUCAAUUGCGCCGAUGGAUUCGAUGAGACAGUGGCCGCUUGUGCCGAGCUUCGUUGCCAGUCCGAGCAGUUCCAAUGUGAAUAUGGUGGAUGCGUUGAUGGUCAGGCGCAAUGCAAUGGUACAAUUGAGUGCAUUGACGGAUCUGAUGAAAAAGUCGAAUUAUGCGGUAGACGAAUAUUGGUUAGACCAACUACAGAACCGCCUACGACUGCGGUCCCCAGGUGUGAAUUACCAAAACAACCCCUAAACGGUUCAUAUAGUGUGGUCAGCGAAACCAACACCACCCAGACAGAUUAUGUUUUAAGCUACACGUGUGAUCCGGGAUUUAAGCUUGUUGGGCAUUCAACGGUUUUAUGUAUAGAGGGCACUUGGCCUGAUAAGAUGCCUCGGUGUGUACAAACAUGUCAGUUGAUGAAGCAUCCCAGUAUAGUGUACGAGUGUACUGAAGAAGAAACGGAGAAACCCAGGCAGUGUAAUGUGGAAGAAAUCGAUGGAACAAUUGUCAAGACAUCGUGCCGUAAACCAAAUUAUUAUUCCCCGGUUGAACUGCCGUACAUGCAUUGUCAACAGGGAAUGUGGAGCUCGGGACCUGUUUGUACUGCAGAAUGCGGAACACUGCCGCCAGAGAGCACACCAUUGGUGUUGAGAGGAUCGACGGCGAAGUUUGGCGAGGUGCCUUGGCACGUAGGGAUUUACCUCAAAAAUCCUAAAUCUAAGAAACAUAUGCAAAUCUGCGGCGGGUCUUUAAUCAGUAACACAAUAGUGUUGUCAGCGGCUCAUUGCUUUUGGAAUGAAAACACUCAAAGACUCGAAGACGUGACGAACUACGCCGUGGCUGUGGGCAAACUAUACAGGAAGUGGUAUCAUCCAGAUGAUGAGCCAUUUGCACAGAAAUCUGACAUAUCAGAGAUAGUCGUGCCGAAGUUAUACCGCGGUGUGGAACUUUACUAUAAAAACGAUAUUGCUAUAGUGAUAGCAUCGAGACCAUUCGAAUACAAGCUCUACGUGGUGCCAGUUUGUUUGGAUUUCAACGAGGAGUUCAGCAACAUUCAGCUGCAUAACGGAAACCGUGGAAAGGCCGCAGGUUUCGGUCUAACGACUGGAAUGAGGGGAUCCGAGUCACCCGUAUUAAGAGUGAUCAACUUGCCCUACGAGAACUAUGAAAGCUGCCUUAAUUUAACAUCACCAGCAUUAUCGAGGUACAUCACAUACGACGACAAGAUCUGCGCUGGGUCUUUAGAUGGUGAGGCUCUGUGUAGAGGAGACAGCGGCGGUGGCCUUGCCUUCCCCUCCUCAAUUUCUGGACAAAGGAGGUUCUACUUACGCGGCAUCGCCUCCACGAGCCCGCCAACCAAUGAUCAAACUGUGUGCAAUACUCAUGCUUUGACUAGUUUCACUUCGGUUAUUAAAUUCGAGAAAUUCAUAAAGGCCUAUUGGUAUCCAUGAAUAUUGUAACUUAGGAAUUUAAAAAAACCAAUUUUUUUAUUAGAAUAAAAUAAAGAAGACAUCUUUUG